GCCUACCAAGCAUGUUUUUGGGAUGUGGGAGGAAACCGGAGUGCCCGGAGAAAACCCAUGCGGGCCCGGGGAGAACAUGCAAACUCCACACAGGGAGGGCCGGAGGUGGAAUCGAACCCGCACCCUCCUAACUGUGAGGCGGACGUGCUACCCAAGUGCUCCACCGAGCCGCCAGUAUAUAUAUAUACACAUCAUUCUGAUUAAUAUUGCGUUUGUGGAAUAUAUAUAAAAAACAUCCAUGCAUUUUUAUCCAUCAUCAGGUGGCCACUUCGCUACUUGCUGCUGACUGAAAAAGACAUCACAGUGCCUCUGGCUCAGCUUAUGAAUGUCACAUGAACAAAACCUGAAAACAUAAGUCGUGAUUGGUGGUUACCCAAUAGGUGAUCCCCUUCUUUUACUUACAAUAGGUAAAUGUGUUUGGCUCCAAAAAACGUGAUCAUUCAACACAUUCUUUACAAAUUUUGACACUGAUUACUUAGAGACCGACAUACAUUUUAGAUUUUAGUGUAAUUCUAUAAUUGUUUUUUUCACAACAUAUUAAAUAUAGAUUCAAGACCAAAUGCUUUUCAACUGAACUCUACAUCAUGUUAAAUUUGAUAUUACUGUAUACCAGUGCUUCUCAAUUAUUUUCUGUUACGGCCCCCCCUAGCAAGAGGAAAACUAUUCGCGCCCCCCCUCCCCACCGUGACUAUCCUAACUUGUCUUGUAAGUCGUAAAAUGUUGCACUGUCGCAAACGUGACAGAAGUAACAAUGAGAGCGCCACUGCCCCCUGCUGUAGUAAACGCGCAAUUACACUUUAUUCUAGUACUGCCAAAAAAAAAGCCUGUUCCCCAGGGUCACACGCGCCCCCCCAGGAAUAGCACCGCGCCCCCCAAGGGGGGCGCGCCCCACUAUUUGAGAAGCACUGCUGUAUACCUUGCCUGCCAAGAAGAAGUGGGUCUGGAGACCAAGGCCUCGGUUCAUAACGAACCCUGCAGUCAAGUUUAUUUAUUUGCUGUAAUUAUAGUCUUUCAUUUUGGUUUAUUUGCCAUUUUCAGUGCAAAACCACAUUGGGAAAAAGGUGCAAGUGCACACAAAGUGCACUGUCAACAUUCAUUCAUAAAACACAUAAAAAAAAUUCAAAAUUUAGAAACAAACAAAUUACCGUUUUUUUCCAUGUAUAAUACCCUAAAAAUGGCAUGUCGAUGCUGGAAAAAAGCCUGUACCCAUGUAUAAUACGCACCCAAAUUUUGACUCCUGCUUAAGUCCGUAAACGUAUAAUUAUUUCAGAAAAAAGAUCAUCUUUGGGAACAACCGGAUGUUAAUCUGACGGUCAGUAUCACUGCGCAUGCGCUAGCAAACUCAAUAGCGAAGAAAUGUUUCGGAUUUGUGUAGGGUACAUUGUGACAGCAAACGAGCAGGUGAUCGAGCAAGCGUCUGAUACGAGAGCAUUGUGUUCGCAUGGAGCGUGUUUGAAGUGAACAGCAGAGAAGAAAGCACAUCUGUAAUGGCGGCCUCCGUAUGAUAUCCGGAUUAAAAAAAUAAAUAAAAAUUGUACCCACGUAUAAUGCGCACCCCAGAUUUUAGGACAAUAAAUUAGUUAAAUUUUGCGCAUUAUACAUGGAAAGAAAACGGUAAAUAAGUUUAAAAAACAAGGUUACAAUAAAAUUGAAAUUAAGGCCUGCAUAGCGUUGUCUCCCAAAGGGAAGAAGUUCUAACAAGUUCCUGGCAGAAUACAGCGGGUCCUUAAUGAUGGCUGAGACAAAAUACUUUGUAAAAGUCUUCAAGGACAGAUAUUUAAACACUGAUGGUACUACUAGCGAAGUGAUUUCUAAAAAAGUAUUUUUUUUCCCAACGUCAUGUCCGCUCUUCACUGAUUGAUCCAGGCUUAUACUGUGUACCUACUACCUUUGCACACCAUUCAUCAAUAUGUCACUAAUUUCACAGAGGUGAAAACUAAGUAAGGACUUGAAAAGAGAGCAAGUACGUUUUCACGUUGCAUUAGAUUUACACUUCAAUAUGUUCCUAAAUUUUUUAGUCCCUUAUCUUAGCCAUGCACUACUUAGAAAAAUAUGUACCGUAUUUUCCGGACUAUAAGGCGCACCGGACUAUAAGGCCCACCUUCAAUGAAUGGCCCAUUUUAAAACUUUGUCCUUAUAUAAGGCGCACCGGACUAUAAGGCGCACCAUUAAUGCAUCAUGUCAGAUUUUUAAUCCAAAUCAAAUCAUUCUCCAUUUUAUCUUUUUCAUUUCAACUUCAGAUGCAACAAAUCACAAAAUAAUGAUCCAUAGUCUUUUUGAUUCAUGAUUCAUAGUAGUCUUCAGCGGGCCAUUUAUGAUUGAUUUCAUGACAUAAUGCUUCAGGCCAGUUUAAGUUUAGGAAUUUGGUCCAUAUAUAAGGCACACCGGACUAUAAGGCGCAUUGUCGGCUUUUGAGAAAAUUUUAGGUUUUAGGUGCGUCUUAUAGUCCGGAAAAUACGGUACAUUGAUUCAGUGAAUUUGAGGCUCAUUUGCUAAUGCAAGCCGUGUAGCCUACUGUACUCCUAGGGAUGGCUUUAGGAAUUAUUCUUACCCAGGGAUAAAGUGGGGAUAGACUGAUAUAGAGCGGGGCUGAGAAAAUAAUUUAAAACUACAUUUUAGAAUAUCAAAUCAAAUGCAGUAGGGCUGAACAGAUUUCGCUAUAUCCCUUCUAGUCCCAGUGUAGCGCCACCCCUGUGUCUUUUAAAUUUUGAGUAGUGCAUUAGUGUCAAAUAUCAAAAACUACUAUUACAUGCUGAUGAGCACCACAACCAUAAUAAUAAGCACAAGUGAGCAUGGAUAACAUAUUGUUAAGGAAUACUUUAAAACAACACGAUUGUAUUUGAUGGUAUUUGUGUUCCUAUAUUGUGGCAAGUAUGUGUAAUGUUUGUCCAAGUAAUUGAAAAGCAAUAUGUAAGGUCAAUGUUGGGAAGCUAUGUGGCAGAGUCGUUAUUGUGAUGUUGGACAAUGAGACUUCCUGCCUCUUACAUUACGGUACAGUACUGAUGCGCAUUGCAUUGUGGGGAUACAAACAAGAGGGCUGAAAGGCUAGCCGGUAUCUCAAACUGUUAGAAAAUAGCAAACGGGCUCUUAUAAUGACAACUUGGUAUGUAGUGAGGUCGAGUGAGCGUUGCCAGAGCUGGAAAUUAGCCGGAAUAACGCUGGGGAUGUAAGUUUUCCAGGAGAAGCGACAAGACACGUCGCGAGCAGCUUUUUGUCAGCUCAACUGUUCGGAUGCUCAGGCCCGGAAGCCAGAAGUGGCCUCUGUACUAAAAGCUUUCUGACCACUCGCUAGUAUAGUAGUAUGUGAUGAUAGUUACAGUGAAAGGACCAGGUUGUAAACUGGACGCCGCCAUCACGAGUAAUUGAGAGGAUACAGUUUCUCUACAUGUUCAGAAGCUGACUAACAUGGGAGUCAAAACUUUUACCCACUGCUCGGCAUCCCACAGCCAAGAGAUGCUCGAGAAGCUCAACACUUUGCGUAACCAAGGUCACUUGUGUGAUGUUACCAUCAGGGUUCAAGACAAACAUUUCCUGGCCCACAAAGUUGUCCUGGCCUGCUGCAGCGAAUUUUUCCGUUCUAAACUUGUGGGUCGGCCCGAGGAAGAGGACAAGUUUGUUUUGGACCUUCACCAUGUAACAGUUAGUGGCUUUGCUCCUCUGCUGGAAUACGCUUACACAUCAACGCUCUCCAUCAGUACAGAAAAUAUCAUUGAUGUCCUUGCAGCUGCAAGUUACAUGCAGAUGUUUGCUGUAGCAAGUACAUGUUCAGAGUUCAUGAAGUCCAGUAUUCUAUGGAGUCCAAGUAACAACAGUAACAGCACACUUGGAGCAAGCAAGCCCCUUGAAUCAGCACCUGAGAGUGCCUCAUCAAACUCUGCCCUCACGCCACUUGAUGGUAGCGUGUCACCUGUGUCAUCUGACUGUAGUGUAAUGGAGAGAAAUGUUCCCGUCUGCCGCGAAUCGCGCCGGAAACGGAAGAAUUUUGUAACCAUGGCUUCGCCUGAGAGUCCCCUCAAAUGCACUGCACAGAUGGUCACUACCUCCCCACAGGUCCCCAACCCAUCCCCUUCAUUUUCAGAUAGCACAGCCCAGCCUGUGGAGUCCUCCCUGGCCUUCCCGUGGACGUUCCCGUUCGGCAUCGAUAGGAGAUUCCACUCGGACAAGUCAAAGCUCCCAGAGAGCCCUCGGUGCCAAGAGCAGGCAGCAACAGUUACAUCUGAGGUGGCGGUUGGUCGGCGACUCAGUGACUUUUUGACGUGUGAAAGUUCCAAGGCAGUGUCACCACCUGUGCCGGCCGAGGAAGAAGAUGUGAGGGUGAAAGUUGAGCGCCUCAGUGACGAGGAGGUCCAGGAAGCACCUUCCCAUGCUGUCAGUGCCUCCCAAAGUUCACUCAGUGAUCAGCAGACGGUGCCAGGAAGUGAGCAGGUUCAGGAAGAUCUCCUCAUCAGUCCACAGUCAUCAUCCAUAGGAUCAAUGGAUGAGGGAGCGUCAGAGGGCUUGCCAUCAAUUCAGAGUGCCUCUAGUGCUGGAGGACAUGCCGAAGAUGAUGAAAGAUUGGAAGGUAUUCAAUAUCCUUACCACCUCUACAUUGGCCCAUCAGCCCGCCCUGGGACCAAUGGCCCGGACAGACCCUUUCAGUGUCCAACCUGUGGAGUUCGCUUCACACGCAUUCAAAACCUCAAGCAGCACAUGCUCAUACACUCCGGCAUUAAGCCUUUCCAGUGUGACCGCUGUGGGAAAAAGUUCACACGGGCCUACUCCUUAAAGAUGCAUCGGCUGAAGCACGAAGGUAAACGCUGUUUCCGGUGCCAGAUUUGUAGUGCCACAUUCACGUCCUUCGGUGAAUAUAAGCACCACAUGAGGGUCUCCCGACACAUAAUCCGCAAGCCGCGGAUUUAUGAGUGCAAAACGUGUGGCGCCAUGUUCACCAACUCUGGCAAUUUAAUUGUACACCUGAGGAGUCUGAACCAUGAGGCAUCCGAACUAGCAAACUACUUCCAGAGCAGUGAUUUCCUCAUGCCCGACUACCUAAACCAUGUGCAGGAGGAGGAGGAGGUGCUAGGAGUUCAAUAUGAAUUGGAAGAAUCCCAACAUCUGCCUGUCUAUGCGGGCAGCACCUCCACAUCCACUAGCAUUCCCGCCUCAGCCUCCUCCUCAGUCCAGAUGCCUGUCAUCUCCCAGGUUUCCUCCUCUACCCAGAAUUGCGAGAGCUCACCUGGCUUCCUUUCACCCGAUUCCAUGGAUCCACUGGAAGCUCCGACUUCCUUCAAGAUGGAUGCUGGUGGCAGCGCCACCCUGGCAGAGGAGACCAAGAUGGACAACAGAGAAGGAGGCAGUUCACCCAAAGUGUUUGGCCAUGAGCGCCAUCGGAGGCAGAAUCCCCAGGGUAAGGAGUUGGCUUCUAUCACCAUUGAGUGAUUCAAGUCUUCUUCCUGCCUCUUUUCUGCUACUUUGUUGUCAUGUCACAUGGGAAGAUCUGUGGAAUAUUGAUGCCAAAAGAGGUCAAGUGGACUUGUUCACACUUCAACAUCGCAGACACAAUCAUGGCAAGUUCUUUCAACACAUUUGUUACUGUGUGAUGGUUUUCCACCAUUUUUUUUAAUAACAAAUUGAUAAGGGUUUGAAACUAAGGGUAUUCAUCCCAUUUGACAGGAACGCACUGCCACUCGAGGUAUGUGAAAUUCUUGCCUUGUCCUUUUGGAAAGUGCCUAAGAAUAGAUGAGACACACUUAUGUUUGCCCACAAUAAUAAAUCAAGGCUUUUAGAAACUUUUAUUUUAUUUUAUUUAAUUUUUUAAUUGCCUUUACCAUGAUCAUGUCACUUUGUAUGGGUACACACCAGUCAUUUUCACUCUUGUUGCAUCAGACAGUUACAUGUCAAUAUUGUUUAUUGCAAUAUCUUCACACAAUAUGGCAACUGUUGUGGGGGAAAUGAUGUUAGGUGUGUGUACAUUUAUUUUCAAUAGAAUACAUGCAGCAUUAAUAUGUUCAAAACUUCAAGUGACACAAUUACCUAUGAUUUUUCCACUGUUUUUUUUUUCCUGAUAAUUUGUUUUUGUAAGCCAACGCUAGUCCAAUAUCAAGUCAUCUUAAAUCUUAUUAGCACUGGCAAGUACAGAUCAACAUUUUCACUGUUUCACAAUUACACAGUUGUGGUCUGAAAUUGGGCAUUGCCUCACAUAUCCAUCUGUUGUAGCAAGAAAACCUCAACUUUGAAAGCUACUUAUGACUUUAUGCUCUAUCACAUCUAUCAUUAUACAUUAUUAUAUUAUACAAUUGGGAGAAGAAUGGCAAAAGAGAAAAAAGCGGCUAGUUUAUUAUGUACUAAAAAACAAUAUCCAUUCUCCAUGUUUUUAAUGAAUUGGCACAAAAAAUACCAAAGUUGGAAAAGAAAUCAAAAUGCUGACUACGACAAGAGAGCAGUGUGAGUCACAAAUGUGAAAAGCGAAGCGGCAAAGUAGGUGAAACACAAAAUUUCAAUGACUGCCAAAACUCUUUGGCCACGCUAGACGGUGAUACCUUCAUAUUUCAAUUUGCAACGUUUUAGAACAGCUCCACUGUUAGUUUCUGAAACGAGUGCUAACAAAUCCAAAUGUAGCAUUUAAUUCCAGUUGCAAUCCGGCUUGCUCAUGUUAUUUAAUAGACUUUUUUUUUGUGCUAUAAUAUUUCUGCCCAUGUGCACAUGUCCUCUUUUCACUUGCUUUUCAUACAUGAGCUUUGUAUUUAUACUUUAUCCAAACGCAAUAGGAACAUUUCCGGGCUUCAUAGUUUCCCCUUUUUAAAUACCCGGAAAAGAGAAAUGAACAGCUGGAUCACAAAUGUUUGUAAUCUUUAUUUGUAAAGUAACUACCGUAGUUUCCCGACUAUAAGUCGCAUUUUCUUUCAUAGUUUUCUACUUAUACUGAGGAGCGACUUAUAUGUGCAUUUUUUCAAAAAUUGUCAAAAAAAAAACAGUGAAACCGCGAUGUAGCAAGGGAUUAUUGUAAUUUGAAUUUCAAGUGACGUCAGCAGCGCGGCGUGGCGCGGCGGGUGUUUACAAAAAGGACAAAUAUUUGAUCACGGGAUGACGAAGAUGACAAAGGGCCCCACGUACUACCGGCAUCAUUAGCGGCUUUGUUUGUAAGUGACACGGAGGACGAAGAGUUUGAAGGAUUUAAUGAUUUGGAGUGACACAGGUUUGAAAAACUAUUAUGGCUUUUACGCACGCCCGGUGCUACUCUACGGAGCUCUCUUUCACCUCCGUGGAUAGAAGUCGGGCGCCGGUGCUCGGCCGGGUGGCUGUCCGGGGACGGUGGAUGAGGCUAGGACACGGCUUUUACGCACGCCCGGUCCUAUUCUAUGGAGCUCUCUUCCACCUCUGUGGCUGGAAGUGCCACCUCCGGGGAUGAAAGUCGACGCCGGUGCUUGGGUCCUUGUACUUUAACGCUACAAUAUUGUUAUAUACUAGAUCUGUGGAAUAACGACGAGGCUGACGUCAGGGCGCACGCGCGGCGUUGUUGACCAAGGACGAGGAAUUUGAUCGAUGGAUUUAAUGAUUUGGAGUAACACAGAUGGUUUGAUAAUAUGAUUGCUUGUAUUUGAUAUAUAAUUUAUAUAUCGUGAUAUGGGCCUGUGGAAUAUUUUGAGGUGCAAGUGCCGUCAGCGGCGCGCACCCAUUGUUGACAUAAAGGAUGAUCGAUGGAUUUAAUGAAUUGGAGUGACACAGAUGGUUUUAUAAACGUGUUAUUUAUGUAAUAGUUAUUGAAUAACUCUGAAUGUUACGUCAGGCCCGUUCUCAGCUCUUCGUUUGUGUUUAUGUCACGUUAGCAUACCUAUUGUUUAGCCUGUUGCUCGUUCACGUCUGUUCUUGGUGUUGGGUUUUGUCUAAUAAAUUUCCCCCAAAAUGCGACUUGUACUCUGGAGCGACUUAUAUAUGUUUUUUUUUCACAUUAUUGUGCAUUUUAUGGCUAAUGCGACCUAUAUUCCGGAGCGACUUUUAGUCCGAAAAAUACGGUAGUUGCGUAACAGUUAUGCAAAGUAUAUUGCAUGACGGUUGGAAGUUUGUUUCAACACGAUUGUCUUUUCUAGAAAUGUUAUCCCUGCGUGAUGAUGAUCCCAAAGCACGUUGUGCUUGUUGUUUCCCUUGGCCACUUUUUCAAAGCAGAGCUGCUUGGUAUCAUGUGAAGAGAUUAUUUGUUGUUGGAUGUUAUGUCGUAGUCGUUGUUUUGUUCUUUGUGUUCUUUUUUUGGAGGAGGGUGGGGGGCAAACCUUUGUGUGUUUGCAACUGUUUAGAAACACUGAUACUGAUCAAGAUAAAGACACACAUAUUCUUAUUAUCCAUAAGUUGAAUGCUACUGACUGACUGGAUUUAAUAUCUGUGUUUUUUGCAGCUGCCACUUUAGUUUCAAAUAGGAAGAUAUAAACAUUUUUUUGUCUUAUUCUCCAUUUUAUAAAUGAGUUGAUUGUACAAAUGAGCGUUGUACGGUUUUGUAACUGUCACAAUUUUUCAAAUUCACUGAGUGAUGUCUUAAGAUUGUGUGUCACACGGUGCCAUUGUGUGAGACACCUUUUCAAAGUUGUGCCAUUUGACUUUUUGUUAGACUAAAAAUGGAGCUCUCGCCCAUAGGACCAAAUGUUCUCUUAUCUCAUUUAAGGUUUUGCCCUGGCAAUCAGUAUUUGCACAUAAAAGGAGGAGGAUAAUCAUGCAAGUGGUCCAUGCAGUUUAUUGAAGAGGUUCUGCUGUUUUGCCCUUGAAAACAAAACAAAACAAGAAAAAUGUACAAUGUUGUGCAUCCGAGAGGCUAGCCUUAGUAAAUGGACCUAUUAUCUCUAAUUGCACAUUAUCAAACAUUUAUACAAUUUUUUUCUCCAAUUGUCCAUCAUACUCUCUUUAUUUGUGUCAAUGGGGAGUGUGUUUUUGAAUUUUUUUCUUUUUGAUAGAUAUACGUAUAUACAUGAAAAUGCUGCUGUAUGCUGAAAAGUGCCCGAACUAUUUUUGUGAACUAAUAUGUGUGCAAUAAAUAGGUGUUGUUUAAAUUUAAAAUCCUGUUCCUGGAAUGCUAAAUUAUGUUUGUAUUUUAAAAAAAGAAUGUAUGAUUUUAUUUUUAGAAAAAGAGCCCAUUUGAUCUGUGAAACAAGAUGUUGCUUCCGUUCUGCUCCUUUAUGUUCUUCUCUGAAGUUGCAUGUUUAUGCUACAGUAUGUAAAGUUGAGAGCACUUUGUGUUUAAUUGCUGAUGUGGUCUGGUAAGCGUAAUGUGUUGAUUUCACAGCCUAGUUUUGGAUCCUUUGCUGGAGCAUGACCUUUGUUUUCCCACAUAUUCAGUCCUUUUAUGCGCAAUGUUUUAACUAUAUCUUGAUUAAAUACAAUAUAUGCCUUUAGAGUGUACACGUGGUGUUGUAUACCAGUUUUCUACCAGUCUAUGCUUUAUUUAAAAGUUGUCUUCAUAAUAGGAUAUACAUUGGUGAAUUUUAUAUCAUGGUCACUGUUUGAUGGCAUCUUGUUAAAUGUGAAUAGAACCAAUUGAGUUGGGAGUAUGUUUGAGUAGUUUUCGAUCUGUGCAUGUACAAUAAAUAAUAAUAUGCAGUAAAUACUUGGCACGGUGGAGCAGUGGUGAGCACAUCCGUCUCACAGUUCGAAGGUGUAGGAUACGGCUCCGGCCUUCCUGUGUGGAGUUUGCAUGUUCUCCCCGUCCCUGCGUGGGUUUCCGCAAGGUACUCUGGUUUACUCCCACAUUCCAAAAACAUGCGUGGAAAGCCAAUUGAACGCUCCAAAUUGCCCAUAGGUGUGGUUGCAAAUGUGAAUGGUUGUUUGUCUAUGUGUGCCCUGGGAUUGGCUGGCAACCAGUUCAGGAUUUACCCCGCCUACCGCCCAAAGUCUGCUGAGAUAGACUCCAGCAUGCCCGCGACCCUCGUGAGGUUGAGCACUCUGGAAGAAAAAGAAAUGAAUGCAGUGUAUAUACAAAGUAUGUUGCAUAUUCUUUAUACUGUAGGUUACUUGAUUACAACCUGCUUUCAGGAUAAAAAGUAUUUUAUGUCUUUGAUACUGUGCUGUUUUGAGAAACUGUCUAAAACAUCCCGGCUAGUGUUAUAAACUGCACAUUAGGGAGAACCGAUGUGGUGUGUCUGAGAUUGUUUUACAGCUGGCUCUUAAAAACUGACAACUGAGCACUCUCUAGUUUAAAGUUUGUGGUUGUACUGAUUCUGAAUUUGCUAGUGUUCUGGCUCUGCAGUCCUGUUAGUAAAAAGGGUGUUUUUUGUAAAUGCAUAACAUGCAAAUAAAAAGUCAACUAAU
Syngnathus typhle (broad-nosed pipefish) is the source of this 10269-nucleotide messenger RNA. It is a transcript of the gene zbtb44, whose product is annotated as zinc finger and BTB domain containing 44. Gene Ontology annotation, biological process: regulation of transcription by RNA polymerase II; positive regulation of gene expression. The record is from RefSeq and is a predicted model, not a curated record. The coding region runs from base 3406 to 5418 and encodes 670 amino acids. NCBI's taxonomy places the organism in Eukaryota, Metazoa, Chordata, Actinopteri, Syngnathiformes, Syngnathidae. The transcript has 7 exons. Gene Ontology annotation, molecular function: RNA polymerase II cis-regulatory region sequence-specific DNA binding; protein binding; DNA-binding transcription factor activity, RNA polymerase II-specific.